ACUAAUUUUUUUUUAUAGAGAUUAGAAGCUUGACUAGAGCUCCUGGUUUGACAUGUAUCAUAAAUUCUUUUGAUUUCACUCCCAAUUUCACCUAUCUUUAUACUGAUGUAAACUGAAAUCCCACAAAUUCAUCUCCCCCCAAAAAAACCAGGAUUUGAAGAGGAUAUCUCGUGAAUUAGGGUUUUCCUCUGAAGUUAAUUGGAGUCCACAAAUGGCGGCAAUUUAUAAUUUUUACAUCAUCAACAAAUCUGGAGGUCUCAUAUAUUAUAAGGAUUAUGGAUCGGCUGGUAGAAUGGAUACGAAUGAUACAUUGAGAUUAGCGAGUUUAUGGCACUCAAUGCACGCCAUUUCCCAGCAAUUAUCUCCUGUUUCGGGCUGUUUCGGUAUCGAACUCCUCGAAGCCGAUACCUUUGAUCUCCAUUGCUUUCAAUCUCUUACUGGAACAAAAUUUUUUGUUGUAUGUGAGCCCGGAACACAACAUAUGGAGUAUCUCUUGAAACAUAUUUAUGAGCUGUAUACAGAUUAUGUGUUGAAGAACCCGUUCUAUGAAAUGGAGAUGCCCAUACGUUGUGAGCUCUUCGACAUCAACCUUGCUCAAGCAGUGCAGAAGGAUCGUGUUGCUUUGCUAGGGCGAUGAUUGACCUGAAAUGCUUGAGAAGGGACUUCCAUGUUUGUAAAUUUCUCUUUGUGAACUUUCUUCUCAUCAUAUUGAUUUCAUGAGGCUUACAGUUUGUUGCACCUAAUGUGUUGUGUCAUAUCGAUGAUGAUGAUUAGUCGUACUUGUAAGAAUAUACAUUGGAUUGAGGACGGCAGAUACAUGCGAUAUCUGCUACAAGCUGAGAUGGAUCCCGGAAAUAAAAUUUUGAUAAUUGAUCUUGAUGGA
Beta vulgaris subsp. vulgaris (sugar beet) is the source of this 883-nucleotide messenger RNA. RefSeq lists its product as uncharacterized. Gene Ontology annotation, biological process: endoplasmic reticulum to Golgi vesicle-mediated transport. Lineage: Eukaryota; Viridiplantae; Streptophyta; Magnoliopsida; Caryophyllales; Amaranthaceae. The record is from RefSeq and is a predicted model, not a curated record. The transcript has 3 exons. The coding region runs from base 212 to 637 and encodes 141 amino acids. Gene Ontology annotation, cellular component: TRAPP complex.